AUGGACAACUUCGCCACAAGCCUGGCUUCAGCACAAGCGUCGGCACCCAAAGCUUCGGCUGCCAUGCUUACAGGAACGUGGAACCUUGUCUACACUACAGAGAAGGAGGUGCUCUCCUUGAUAGGUGAUCCAGGUGUUUCUGUUUACCAGAAGCUGGACUCUGGUGCUGGGACAUUGGGGAACAGCAUCGUGUUUACGGAUGGCAAGCGCUUCGACGUCAAGGGCACUGUGUCUAGCGGCGCACCACCAGAAGAUGCGACAGCUACCUACCCUCCUGGGCUCCGAAGUGACUUUCGCUUUGUGGGAGCGUCGCUGACUGUCUCACCAGGUCUGAUAUUGCCGCUGCCGCCCUUUGGUGCUGGCUGGUUUGUGUCCGUCUACUUGGAUGACAACUUGCGAGUGAAUCGCGACUCACGCGGUGAUCUUGCCAUAUAUUUACGUGCUUAG
Molecule: messenger RNA, 447 nt
Organism: Symbiodinium pilosum
Lineage: Eukaryota; Dinophyceae; Suessiales; Symbiodiniaceae
Source: the annotation of a GenBank genome assembly